AUGUGGCAAGUGGUGAAGAAGAUUCAGCUGGCCGGGGCAAACGUUGGUGAGUGGAAGAGUGUGUACAUCAGCCCAGAGGGCAAAACAAUAUCCUCCUUGAAGAAGGCCAAGGAGCUGGGCUUCGAGGAAGGACGCGCGAAAGAGGAUGUCGGUGUCGCCAGUUCUUCCACGAAACGUUCCCAGUCCGGGGACAAGGUUGGUUCUAGUGAGCCUGCCUGUGCUGAUGAGCAACGUUUGCCGGAAGAGGCUUCGUCGUCUGGCUGCAACGUGGACACUCCGAAGAAAAGAGCCGCUCCUCGUGAUGAGAUUGAUUCACCGGAGAAGCAGCCCGUGAGCAAGUGCAUGCGUAGGCUUCGGGGUAAAAGCUGCGUCAGAGUGGAGAUGACGCUCGCUCAGCGGCAAAGCAUGGCGGAUGUUUUGAAUGAGACGUGCUCAGGGUACCAAGGAAAUCCCCUUGGCCUCAAUUAUGAGCGUACAGAAACCAAGCAUUGUCGUUUGUGCGGAGUUGCGAAGCACUCUGCAAAAUGGAUGAUGAGAAGCACGGGGUCGGGGGCAAGCAAGUGUGCUGGCAGUUGCUGUUACUGUUGUUAUAGGGCCGCGUAUGUGCUCGAUAUCAGUCGGUCACCCUUUGUCUUGCAGCACUUGCCCGAGGUGAAGCGCAUUCUCGCGCUGAAAUCCUCUGAAAUCAGAAAUGAAAUCAGUUUGUACAAUGGUGACGUGUGUAUGUGUGUUGAUUGCUCGUCGAAGUGA
Molecule: messenger RNA, 750 nt
Organism: Symbiodinium sp. CCMP2592
Lineage: Eukaryota; Dinophyceae; Suessiales; Symbiodiniaceae
Source: the annotation of a GenBank genome assembly